Molecule: messenger RNA, 1191 nt
Organism: Fukomys damarensis (Damara mole-rat)
Lineage: Eukaryota; Metazoa; Chordata; Mammalia; Rodentia; Bathyergidae
Gene: Rd3l
Product: retinal degeneration 3 like
Exons: 3
Coding region: 395-991 (198 amino acids)
Source: RefSeq, a predicted model, not a curated record
UUCAUUUCAUUACCAAAGACAUGUCCAAUGUGCUUGGGACCAGCAUCCAUCACUGCCAGCAUCUUUUCCAGACAGAAUGAGCAUGUUUAGAAGGUAGACCAUUAUUUAAUUUGUGAAGAUUCGAUAGUAAGUUAUUUUUGUCAUUUCUUCUAGCUUACUUACAAGGUGAAUUAAUGAGCAUUCUCUCCAAAUGAAGACAUCACAACCUCAUUCCUAACAUAGAAAGUUGUUUAUUUCAAAUAUAGUUUCAGUGGGUAAAUCGGGAGGCUCCUUCCUUCAACAGAGAACACAUCCAGGAGAAAGAGAGAUGCCUGAGUAAACACAGGCUCAUCCCCAGUCCGAGUCAACUCUGCCAACAGCCCCACAACAGACUCAUCAACUUGGCAGGCUAAACAUGCCACUUUUUGGCUGGAUGAAAUGGUCAAAAAGUGAUUCCUACAAACCCACACACUAUGCCGGCUCAGAUGUAGUGACAAAGACUUUGCUUCGGGAACUAAAAUGGCAUCUAAAGGAGCGAGAGAGAUUAAUACAAGAAAUCGAAAAUGAACAAAAAGUAAGAAAAACAGGUGUGGAUUACAACUGGCUGAGAAACUACCAGAAUCCCCACACAACUAUUCCAGCUACUGAACAAAGACAACUUGAAAUUCUUUGCUCACAAGUUCAACCUUUCCAAACUGGAACCAUUCUCAGCAGAUUUCGAGAAGUUUUGGCUGAAAAUGAUGUACUGCCAUGGGAAAUAGUCUACAUCUUCAAGCAAGUUCUGAGAGACUUCCUCAGCAGCCUGGACAGCGGGAGUCAUGGAGAGAGCCUGCAGGAGAGCCAGGAACCGGGCUGUCACCCUCCCUCUGUACUCCCAGGUGACCAUGCCCAAAGUUCAGGAAAAGAUGAAAUACCCACCAUUUCUAGUUAUGUCGACAAAAACACACAAAACAGGUUCCCAUCAUGCUCACACAGAAUAUGGAACCUACCAUAUUAUUAUCCAUCAAGUUAGCAAGGCAUCUGUAACCAGCAAUUUUUAUGACCACCUUAGAAGUAGAGCUCUUAUUACAAAUACAAAAAAAUGUGGCUUCAAUUUUGUUGUAUGGAUGUACCCUGUUUUAAACAGUAGUCUUUUCAUAACCAUUCUAAAUACGCAAUGUUGGGCCAGGGAUUUAGCUCAGUGGUUCCACCCCCUGCCUCACAAGCGCAAAG